This is a messenger RNA of Nyctereutes procyonoides (raccoon dog), 6950 nucleotides long. RefSeq names its product adaptor related protein complex 1 subunit gamma 1 (gene AP1G1). Gene Ontology annotation, cellular component: AP-1 adaptor complex; Golgi apparatus; membrane coat. The transcript is spliced from 23 exons. Bases 391 to 2859 code for a protein of 822 amino acids. The record is from RefSeq and is a predicted model, not a curated record. Gene Ontology annotation, molecular function: clathrin-cargo adaptor activity. Gene Ontology annotation, biological process: receptor-mediated endocytosis; Golgi to vacuole transport; intracellular protein transport. Lineage: Eukaryota; Metazoa; Chordata; Mammalia; Carnivora; Canidae.
UCUUCGCAGCGGUGACUCGGCAGCAGCGUCUCUCGUCAUCAGUGACCGCCCCGUACCUUGCUACGCUUUGCGUCGCUCUGCUAGGAGCAGUCACCUCCUCCAUGGCAAAUAGUCCUCGGCGGGGUCCGAGUUCUUGGUUAAUAGGAGAGGCGAGGUAGAAGAAGUUGCAGCUAGGGAACACGGAAUCGACAAGGAGAGGGGGAUAGAGACCCAAGUUUCUGCAGUACUGCGUGAAGUUGGUUAGAAACUCCCCGCUUCCUAAGAGGAUCCUUCCGCCUGCAGUAGCGGUGGUGAGGCCGAGGGAGCCGCCAUUUUGGAUGUUCGGUUCCUGCUGCCACUGCUGCCGCCGCCCCCGGAGCUGCUGGUUUCAUUCGAGGUUUCGGGCCGAGGAUGCCAGCCCCCAUCAGAUUGCGGGAGCUGAUCCGGACCAUCCGGACAGCCCGAACCCAAGCAGAAGAACGAGAAAUGAUCCAGAAAGAAUGUGCUGCAAUUCGAUCAUCUUUUAGAGAAGAAGACAAUACAUACCGGUGUCGGAAUGUGGCAAAAUUACUAUAUAUGCACAUGCUGGGCUACCCUGCUCACUUUGGACAGUUGGAGUGCCUCAAGCUUAUCGCCUCUCAAAAAUUCACAGACAAACGCAUUGGUUAUUUAGGGGCAAUGCUGCUGUUAGAUGAAAGACAAGAUGUCCAUCUUCUUAUGACCAACUGUAUCAAGAAUGAUCUUAAUCAUAGCACGCAAUAUGUACAGGGGUUAGCACUUUGUACCCUCGGCUGCAUGGGCUCUUCAGAGAUGUGCAGAGAUCUUGCAGGAGAGGUAGAGAAACUCCUGAAAACCUCCAAUUCUUACUUAAGAAAAAAGGCAGCACUAUGUGCUGUUCAUGUCAUCAGGAAGGUUCCUGAACUUAUGGAGAUGUUUUUACCAGCAACAAAAAAUUUAUUGAAUGAAAAGAACCAUGGUGUCCUUCACACAUCUGUAGUCCUCCUCACAGAAAUGUGUGAACGAAGCCCAGACAUGCUUGCACAUUUCAGAAAGCUUGUGCCCCAAUUAGUUCGUAUUCUAAAGAACCUCAUCAUGUCGGGAUAUUCACCAGAACAUGAUGUUUCUGGUAUCAGUGACCCCUUUUUGCAGGUACGAAUUUUGCGGUUAUUAAGAAUUUUAGGACGAAAUGAUGAUGAUUCAAGUGAAGCUAUGAAUGAUAUAUUAGCACAGGUUGCCACAAAUACGGAGACUAGUAAAAAUGUAGGAAAUGCUAUUCUUUAUGAAACGGUUUUGACUAUCAUGGAUAUUAAGUCAGAGAGUGGACUGCGAGUCCUAGCCAUAAAUAUCCUGGGUCGUUUCUUAUUGAACAACGACAAGAAUAUUAGAUACGUAGCUUUGACAUCUUUGUUGAAGACUGUGCAGACAGAUCAUAAUGCAGUACAGAGGCACAGAAGCACAAUUGUGGACUGUUUAAAGGAUUUGGAUGUCUCAAUAAAACGGCGUGCAAUGGAAUUGAGUUUUGCCCUGGUAAAUGGGAAUAAUAUACGAGGCAUGAUGAAGGAAUUACUUUAUUUUCUGGAUUCAUGUGAGCCAGAAUUUAAAGCAGACUGUGCAUCUGGAAUCUUUCUUGCUGCAGAAAAGUAUGCACCUUCCAAACGGUGGCAUAUAGACACGAUCAUGCGUGUUCUGACAACGGCAGGAAGCUACGUUCGUGAUGAUGCAGUCCCCAACUUGAUCCAGUUAAUAACCAAUAGUGUGGAGAUGCAUGCCUAUACUGUCCAGCGCUUGUACAAAGCAAUUCUUGGUGAUUAUUCUCAACAACCUUUGGUACAAGUGGCUGCAUGGUGUAUAGGUGAAUAUGGAGAUCUUCUUGUAUCAGGCCAGUGUGAAGAGGAAGAACCUAUUCAGGUAACAGAAGAUGAAGUGUUGGAUAUUUUAGAGAGUGUUCUAAUCUCUAAUAUGUCCACCUCUGUGACCCGAGGUUAUGCUCUCACUGCCAUUAUGAAGCUUUCUACCCGAUUCACCUGUACUGUAAACCGAAUUAAGAAAGUGGUUUCCAUCUAUGGGAGCAGCAUUGAUGUGGAACUCCAACAGAGGGCAGUAGAAUAUAAUGCACUUUUUAAGAAAUAUGACCAUAUGAGGUCUGCCCUGCUUGAGAGAAUGCCUGUCAUGGAAAAAGUGACCACAAAUGGCCCUACUGAGAUUGUGCAGACAAAUGGAGAGACAGAACCUGCUCCACUAGAGACCAAACCACCACCUUCUGGGCCACAGCCCACCAGCCAGGCCAAUGAUUUAUUGGAUUUGUUGGGAGGAAAUGACAUAACACCUGUUAUUCCAACUGCACCUACAAGCAAACCAGCUUCUGCUGGUGGAGAACUUCUUGAUUUGCUGGGAGACAUCAACCUUACAGGUGCUCCAGCUGCUGCUCCUGCCCCUGCCUCAGUUCCACAGAUAUCCCAGCCCCCCUUCUUGUUGGAUGGGCUUUCAUCACAGCCUCUCUUCAAUGACAUCACUACAGGCAUCCCCUCCAUCACAGCAUACAGUAAGAAUGGCUUGAAGAUAGAAUUCACCUUUGAACGGUCAAAUACCAAUCCUAGCGUCACAGUGAUAACGAUACAGGCCUCCAACAGCACAGAGCUGGACAUGACAGACUUUGUUUUCCAGGCUGCAGUACCAAAGACAUUCCAGCUGCAGCUUCUGUCUCCUAGCAGCAGCAUUGUCCCAGCAUUUAAUACGGGGACCAUCACACAAGUCAUUAAAGUCCUGAACCCACAGAAGCAACAGCUGCGAAUGCGGAUCAAGCUCACAUAUAACCACAAGGGCUCAGCAAUGCAAGAUCUAGCAGAGGUGAACAACUUUCCCCCUCAGUCCUGGCAAUGAGGGCUGGCACCAUUCUCAUUCUUGUCCCACUCAAUCAAAGGAACUCUGGGAAGGAGGUUGUGAUCGCUGGCAAGUCCCCCCCAACUGUACCAUGGGCAUGAGGAGCUGAAGAGAACUGUUGAGGAUUUUCCUGAAGUUAUUGCUGACCUUAAAGCAUUGUCAAAGACGAAUCUCCUCUCCUCCACUGUUGAGGCCGGCUGCUUCUGGAGGCUACUUUGCACUCUUCCUCCUCUUCUCCUUUGUCCGCACUUCUCCACCCCUCCCACAUUUACAGCCAGAAUCAACAUUCCCUGGGCCCCUGAGGAAAUAAGCAGCUGGUCUGGAGGAGAGGACUGGAAUCCAUGGCAAGAAAACACUCACUCUGUCUCUGCAGCAAAGAGUUAUCCCUUCUUUCUACUGUGUUGUUCUGUGGACUGGGCGAGGUGGGGUAUUCAUUCCUCACUAUCUGGGUUACCAUCUUCAGGCGCUUUUUACAUCAGGCAUUCAGAAUGGAAAUGUUAACAAUGGACAUUAGGGAGCCCUGCCUUUUUCUACUGGUUCCCCCAGUGUUUGAGAGAGGCAUUAGGCUCCUGGUAGCCUUUUCUGUGCAUUGCUGUAUACACACAGACACACACAUGUAUGUAUGUUUGUUACCAAGACCUGGGCAGACCUGGAGAGGUUAUUUGUAAACACUGGACAGAUGGAGUUAAAAAGAGAUUUGGCAUGAAGGAUAUGGUGCUCUAUUUGUAAUAGAAACUCCCAAGGCUCUUCCAGCUCCCCUUUCUCUCCAUACUUUAGCUGUAGUCACGAAUACUCUCCAUGAUUUUCAAAAUUGAUUCCCCUGAAAGUGCAAAGUGGACAACUUCUAAAAGGUAUAUUAAUAAUUAUUAAUGCCCCUGUUCCCACAACAGAUAUUAAAGUUUCUCCUAAGCCCAUAACUUGCCUGUUGAACUGUGGUAAAUGGGUGGAAAGAGGAGUUUGCUUUUUAAGACCAGACUCCUUAACAAAAGCACCUUUGCCCAUAGGAAGAGUGAGUAUCAGACUCACCCUAGAGCAUAUUGGAGUCAUCUUCUCCAUUACUCCAAAUCUUCCUUUUUAUUUCCUGAGCCUGGCUUGGACCUUGGCAUUCCGUUUGAAUUCCUUCUUCUAACUGGAACAUUUGUGUUGUAUCUGUAACACUGGCACUGAAAUAAAGACCACGCGGUUAAAGAAAUCUUUCCUAUAUUGUACUUUAUGGUGUUGGAAUGAAGCCUUGUAGCUUCCUUGCCCCCAGUGUGAGAGGAAGUCCUUAAGGACACCAUACGGAAAAAAAAAAAAAAAAAGGGACACCAUACAGUAGGCAUAUCCUUUCCUGAGUCUGAGAAGUUAGUCUCAUGAGAGGCCAGUUUCAUGAAUAUCUGCAUCAAAGACCUGAGGUCUGGAGUUUUUUAACUAGUGAGAGUGCCAAGUGCUGUUUAGAAAGGACUCGUGUUAUUAAACUUUAACACUGAGUUACUAGAAUGAGGUAAGGUGACUGGUGGCACAUGGUGAAUGUACUGUGUAUGUUCAGGUACACGGGCACCAUGUCUCAUGUACUAAAGAAGAAAGGAAAAGUCAGGUCCACCUUGCUCUUAAAAUGUUUGCAGUCAUUACUGUAUUGAGUACAGUAUGCUGACUACUUUGGCUUUCGUCUUAAACUUGGAUUCAGAUACCCCCCCCCUCAUUUCACCAAGCCUUUACUUAAAAUCAGUGUCUUGUCAUAUCUAGCUCUGUAUCAGAUGCUAGGUUAUUUCUAACAUUUGACAAACUGGGGUUGAGCUAAAAGGCUCCAAAGGGAAACUUUCUGGUCUUAUGUGUAUAAAAGAGCAAGAUUUCCAAAAACUUACUCUACUGGGCAAAUGGUUGACUGAGUCAAGAACAGGAUAUUAUCUUGUGCACAGAUUUCAGUAAAGGCAAGUGUGGACUAGUGUAUGUUUCAGACAACUUGCUCUGCCUGUGCAAUGAAGAAUAGCCUUUAAAGAAUUCUUUGCAGACUGAUUUCAUUGGAUGGAUACUUAAUGCUGUGAAACAUGAUAGGAUUAACAUAAUAUUGGUGGAUUUCUCGAGUAGAAUUUAUCUAACAUUCCUCUGGGUUAGAGGCUUUAUUUUCUCUCAUGUUAAUAGUUGACCAGCUCAAGUUUCUUUAGUUGGACUGAAUUGAAUAUCAGAAAUCUGCCGAAGACCAUGCAUGCUAUCAGACAGUGCUAGCUAGUGGAGCUAGAAAGGGUCUAUUCUAGUAACAAAGCAUCUCCGUGGGUGAUUAUAAUUUUUUUGAGGUGGAGUUCUAUGAUUAUCCAUGGCUUUGUCUAGACAGAAUACAAAUCAUGGCCUUAACGCAAAGGGUGCUGCAUAGAAUAUUUGAAGUGAUUUUGGAGAGUGAAGCUGAGCACCACACUGAAGAACUAGCAGCCAGAAAGCUGCCUAGGAUCCUGACAGUUGUGAAGACUUUUGCAAAUGAUCGGAUCUUUGAAGGCUUCAGCGUGCCUUAGUUUCUAGGAUCAGAAUUAGUUCUUGUGCUUGGCCUUGCUGCUAAAAGGAGAAAUCUCUUAAUUUCUAUGAAUACUUAACACAUUUCAGUAAUUUCUUUCCCUGGUAUGACCAUGCAAGGGGGAGCAAAUUUGGAUAGAUUUACAGCAUCAGAGCCAUUGUAAGGAAAGAGUGAUUUCCAUGGCUGUUUUAAUAACCCUAGGGUGAUAAGCAGUGAGCCUCCACAUACUUGGACAAUUACACAUGCACUUUUACCUCAUUUUUCCCCCCUUCUUUCAGAGUAGUGUAUUCUAUCACUCCCAACCCCUGCACCCAAGUAAUCCUAAGGGAGAAUUCAUCUAAGUAAUAUAAAAAAAAUGUAGGAAGGGUGCUCUACCCAAGAAGCUUCUCCCACAGUGCUCUGGUGCUGUUACCUUGAGGUGAUUUGGACAGUCAAUGGAAUGUUUUAUGCUGUGUGUAGUGGUCAUCGGUUCAUUUUAAGGUCUUUAUCAUUUAAAGAAACAUUCCUCAGUGUAACUUUUAGGAGGGAAUUCUUUCCUCUUACUGGUUAAAGAUGUGGUACAUGCCCUUUAUUUGUCCCAUUCAUAUAAAAGAGAGUAGACCUUUAAACUGUUCAGGAUUAACUGUUUGAGUAUUUCCAUCUACUGUAUAACAUGCUUUUCAUUUUCAGUUCUCUUAGAAGAGGUUGGAAGUUAGGGGAUACUGUUUUUGAGGUUCAACUUUAUUACUUUCUGCAUUGGAAAAUACUUGGGCCAUGAGAACUAGGGGGAAGAAAGUGUUUGUGAAUAUUUUUUCCUAGUGAAUGUAUUUUAUCUACAUUGUCCAACACCGAGUGAGAAUUAGAGCAAAAAAUGGAUAGUCACGAAUUUGUGGUUGGUAGAGAGGUGGUACAGGACUGUAUACUCAAGCGUUUGGGGGUGGGGAGGGUCACUUGAAGAAGGAAAGUCCUGAAGUUUGACCAGCUUUGGCUCAGGAGGGUGGGGCUGCUUGUAGAAGUGGAAGUCAAUCACUCUUUUUCAAGCAAUAGUAGUGAGUGGGCUCCAUCUGCAGGGUUCCAGGACCCAGGACACCUAAACAGAAGAACGUGCUGAAGCAGCUUGCACAGUUGCUUCAGAACUUCCUUGAGGCUGAUUCUGGCCUCAGGAUGGAGCAUUGGAGUUUCUUUGUUUUUUUUUUUUUGGAACCUGCUGUUGCGCUUUGUGUGUUUUGUUUUUUUUUUUCAAUUUGGGGGGGGGGGCAGGGCGCAUGGGAAGGAGUUUCUGAACUCUUUCCUUUGUGAACUCCCAUUGUGUCCCUGUAAAGUCCCUUUUCUUUCAUAAUUGUUGUAAGUUACAUUUUCAUUAAGCCCCAUCACAUCUUCUUUACUGUAAAAAUAUUAAAAGGCUGUUUCUAAGUGGGACGGCUAAUUCUAAUUAUUGCAGACAUAUUUUUGAGAUGUAAAAAAAAUUUAAAAUUAAAUGAUAAGUCUUAGAGGUGAGUGAGGAAUAAAAUGGAUGUAAACAUUUACAUUGGGAUGCAUUAGAAUUCUGCUGUGUGUAUUGUCUUUUGGUUGAAACAAAUUAUGAACAGUGACUAAUAAUAAAAAGUCAAUACUCAAUGAUUUAAAA